AUGACAGCCGAACCGACGUCCAAACACCUGUGCCUUACCGCUGCGACGAACCACAAACGCAAUGCGGACGAACCAUGGACAGACAACUCCACUGGCGAACUGCUGCAGCCUGGUCGAACCAGUUCAUGCACUCUGGCAUCCAGCCUGCGACGUCUCAGCAACUUACCAUCGGUGAAAGCACAGCAGCGGCUGGUUGGCGAGGAGGAGCCUGCGGCUGAGAAUGGGGACGCUAACGAGGUUGACACUGGGGGACUCUGGUGUUUGACGAUAUUCACGAGAGCUUAUAUCCCGUCGAUGCUGCCAUUCGUUCUCGGGCUCUUCUUCUCUUUAAGAUUUCCAUCUCUUCAGUCUUCCCUACGCAGCGUCACCAAAGUCUUUGUGCCCAACCACGCCCAAUUUGCCGCCAUGUGCACCUCGAACACAGCCUACGAGGUCUGCUGCGUGCCUGUCGAGUCCUACGCAGCGUCCAAGAAAAAGGCCAUUGGCUGGUGCCUCUUGGUACGCGCCACCAUCCUCUAUGAACUCUUUAAGCACAAUCUUCUCCCCUCCGACAUCCAGAGGCCAGACUUUGAUAACUUUGUUCUCGAAUACCUCCGGCCCCUCUGCCAUAUGGGACCCUUUCAGGCCACCGCCGUCGACGCCACCAUUCGCUUCCAGAAAGUCGUCCUCACCCAAUUCCGCGAAAAGGUCCGCCACACAGCACGCAAAUGGGUCCUCGAUAACCGCGUCGUCCAGCUACGUAAUGGCAUCCACGUUUGGAGCCCCGAAAUCACGGGCACCUGGUUCCAGACUGUCGACACCGUUCAGGCUUGGCUACGGACCCUCGGCAAACGGAACACUCGCGAUGUCGAUGCACGUUUCCCCCCGAUUCUCGCCGCCCCAGUACCCAACUCCUUGGCCACCACGUCUAUCGUUGGUUCCACUGUCCGCUUUGGUGACCCUUGGCCUUUGGCUACCACGCCACCCUCGGUCAUCAAGCCGAUUCCGGCCCCGGGUGCAGCUCUGGCUCAGGCUCUGACUUCGAUUCCCGUUCCAGCAACGCCAGCUACGAUUCCAUCUGCGACUUCAGUUUCGUCCUCGGCUCUGUCGUCUCUUUCUUCGCUGUCUUCGGCUCUGCCUCCAAACCCCACUGUAAGCUCACACCCCGCGCAGGCCCGCUCAAGCCCCGCGCUGGCCCAACGUCAACCUCGACACGGCAAUCACCAGCCCUGGCGCCAACCCCGGCUUACACGCCGACGCAAGACUCUUGUCAACCUCGAGCAGCCUAUAUCUACAGCGGCCUACCUCGUCGCCAACCACCGGCGGGGGAAGCGCGGCUCUCGCGGCCAGCGUGGCCAGCGAAAUCAUCCCCUUGUGGCAGCGGUUGGAUCCUCUCGCUUCAAACCUCUCGAGCAGUGCUUCGCCGACUUCGGCUUCGGCGAUGACUGUAACAGCACCGUCGUCUCCGCCUCCACCGUUGUUCCCAUUCACACCUACACUCCACGGUCUGUCGUCAUGUCCGGAGUACACGAUGGCGACUGCAAUAGCACUGUUGUUUCCAGCAGCGACCGGAUCCCGGUGCCUGCCCACGAGACUGUGAAGCCUGUCGUCAGUUACGAGGAGUCACUCGUAGGCCACAUUCGGCUAGCGCUGGACUGGCAGUUGGAUGCGAGGCGCAGCGUCAUUGAGGCGGACCAAUUGUUCAAGAGGCUGAUGUUGAUGGGCAGUUUGUGA
Messenger RNA from Colletotrichum lupini, 1713 nucleotides. RefSeq lists its product as uncharacterized. The transcript has 5 exons. Lineage: Eukaryota; Fungi; Ascomycota; Sordariomycetes; Glomerellales; Glomerellaceae. The record is from RefSeq and is a predicted model, not a curated record. Bases 1 to 1713 code for a protein of 570 amino acids.